ACACUGCCACUGCCUCGCUGAAAGCGAAUCACGUUCUGUAGUAGGAGGCAUGGGCGAACCCCCGGACGGCAACCGCAGGACCGUUAUCAAGCAAAAGUGUGGUGUGUGCAUCCUAAUUACUGCUGAGGGGAAGCUGACAAGUUAUGACAGUUUGUAGAAGAACACCGAUAGCGUAUAAAAGAAGAUGCUAGCUGCAUUGUCCCCCGUUAGUUACGGUAGCUAAGUGGUUGAAGACGGAUCGCACAAGUUGUAGUACAUCAGUUCAAAUAUAUAUUAGAAAAACAGUUACUUCAAGAUGAAGAUGCUAUUAGCAGCAAUCGCUUUGACACUGGUGAUUAGUGCAUUUGCUGCCCCGCUGGAUGAUUCCCGAAAUGCCGAGAUCUUGCGGUACAGCAGCGAAAACAUUGGAAUUGAUGGCUAUCGAUUCGAGUUCGCCACAAGCGACGGUACAAGCCGAACGGAGGAGGCUGAGCUGCGUAAUCCCGGCACGGAUAAUGAGGCGAUUGCCGUACGAGGAUCCUACUCAUAUACCGGGCCCGAUGGGACCGUGUACGUGAUCAACUACGUUGCGGAUGAGAACGGAUUCCAACCGGAAGGUGCACAUAUUCCCAAGUAGUUUGGUCAUUCAAACUCCAAAUCAGCCUUAUCCAGUAGCCAAAUUAUAGUGACAAAUUCUUUUGCGGGAGAACCUUUCGGUUUUUAAUGCAUUUCACUGUAGAGAGUCAAGAACAAGUCAUCUCCGUCUUUAGUUUCGAGAAUUCCUCCCAUCCACGAUCAGUUUGCUGAUGCGAUCAUGUUUGAUUUAAAAAAUAAAAAGCAAAAAAUACCUCCAAAA
Molecule: messenger RNA, 835 nt
Organism: Anopheles coluzzii
Lineage: Eukaryota; Metazoa; Arthropoda; Insecta; Diptera; Culicidae
Product: flexible cuticle protein 12-like
Exons: 3
Coding region: 296-616 (106 amino acids)
Cellular component (GO): chitin-based extracellular matrix
Molecular function (GO): structural constituent of chitin-based larval cuticle
Source: RefSeq, a predicted model, not a curated record